Messenger RNA from Rhodamnia argentea, 2378 nucleotides. RefSeq lists its product as uncharacterized. The record is from RefSeq and is a predicted model, not a curated record. The coding region runs from base 112 to 1701 and encodes 529 amino acids. The transcript is spliced from 7 exons. NCBI's taxonomy places the organism in Eukaryota, Viridiplantae, Streptophyta, Magnoliopsida, Myrtales, Myrtaceae.
AUUUCAUGCGUUCAAGCAAAUAUCCAGCGCUCACAAAGCCGCCAAAUUUAGGAUGGUCGUCAUCUGCGUUAACGACACCAACUCUGUUUCUUCUCUCUCUCUCCGAUCGCAAUGGCUUCUUCACCUUCUUCGUUUCCGAUUGCGCUAUUGCUCACCUUCUUCGCCGCCGCUUCCACCAUCGCGCCACUCUCUCAGUCCGCGAAAUUGCCGUUUCACCCCGAGGACGCGCUUCCUCUGUUGCCGAGGCAGCUCUCAUGGCCGAUUCUCAACCGCCUUCGUGGCCCCGUGGAUCUCUUGCCAACCUUCGUUGGCUCGGCCUCGCCUUCCUCCAAUGCCAGCUUGAACUGGAAGGGCGCUUGCUUCUAUGAAUCCACGGCUUCGAUGGAGUUCCACAACAAGAGCGAGAGCGAGUUCGGCGGAGGCACGCUUCACAUCAAGGUCAGCAAGGCACACAGUUGGACUUGCAUGGAUCUUUAUGUCUUUGCAACUCCAUACCGUGUGACCUGGGAUUACUAUUUCUUGAGUCGGGAGCAUACCCUUGAGUUUAAGGCUUGGGAAGGAAAAGCUGAAUAUGAAUACGUGAAAAGCAAGGGAGUGUCUAUCUUCCUCAUGGAAGCUGGGAUGCUUGGAACACUUCAAGCUCUGUGGGAUGUCUUCCCUUUGUUUACAAAUACUGGUUGGGGUGAAAACUCUAACAUCGCCUUUCUCGAGAAGCACAUGGGUGCUUCAUUUGAGGAACGCCCCAAACCCUGGGUGACAAACAUAAGUACAGAUAAUAUUCAUUCUGGAGAUUUCCUUGCAAUAUCAAAAAUCCGUGGGCGGUGGGGUGGCUUUGAGACAUUGGAGAAGUGGGUCAGCGGUUCUUAUGCCGGUCAUUCUGCAGUUUGCUUGAGGGACUCUGAAGGAAAGCUGUGGGUUGGAGAAUCGGGGCAUGAGAAUGAACAGGGCGAAGAUAUUAUCGCAUUGUUACCUUGGGAUGAAUGGUGGGAGUUUGAGCUGAAUAAGGAUAACUCAGAUCCCCAUAUUGCAUUACUUCCCUUGCAUCCUGACAUGCGGGCCAAGUUCAAUGAAUCUGCUGCAUGGGCAUAUGCUCGAAGUAUGGAAGGACAACCGUAUGGUUAUCAUAACAUGAUAUUUAGUUGGAUAGACACAAUUGAUGGGAACUAUCCACCUCCCUUGGAUGCUCAUCUGGUUGCAUCUGUUAUGACAGUUUGGAAUCAAUUAAGGCCUUCUUAUGCUGCCAACUUGUGGAAUGAAGCCUUGAACAUGCGACUUGGAACUGAGGGUUUGGAUCUUCCAGAUAUUUUAGUGGAGACCGAAAAGCGUGGCUCGUCCUUCGAUGAACUGCUUACCAUCCCAGAGCAGGAUGAUUGGCUGUACAGUGAUGGAAAGUCAACCUCUUGCAUUGCCUUUGUUCUUGAAAUGUACAAGGAGGCAGGAUUGUUUGGUUCAAUUGCGGACUCUAUUCAAGUGACGGAAUUCACGAUAAAAGAUGCAUAUAUGCUGCGGUUCUUCGAGAACAAUCCAAGCCGUUUGCCGACAUGGUGCAAUGAUGCUGAUGAUGUCAGACUCCCCUUUUGUCAAAUCCGAGGGAGGUACCGGAUGGAACUACCGGGAUACAAUACUAUGGAUCCGUACCCCCGUAUGAACGAGAGGUGUCCUUCUCGGCCUCCAAAAUACAUCAGGCCAAGAAAUUGCUGACGUAAGUUCGGGUUUUGCACAGCAUCUUAUAUUCGGCAUCUUUCAGAUGGCUUCUGCCCAGUAUCUCUUUGUUUCCCUGCAGGAAUAGUUCAUGUGCUAGUGGAUAGGUACUGUGAUAGUUGUAAAUAUGUGAUUAGACAGUCGUGGAGGGAAAAUAGUUAGCCAUUGGAUGGAAGUCUUGUCCGCCGUGCUGUAUAUUUGUAUGAUUGUUGGUGUUUUUUGGAAUAAUGUGCUUAUUUAUUCUGAUUCUGACAUGUAAAGACACAUUUUGACACUGAAAAAGUUGACAACUGACCAAGUUGGCGAGCUAAAUCAUAGAAUCAGUUUCUAUUAAGUGCCGCAAAAUUGCGUACACCUUUGUCCCUGGUAUUUUCCUUUUAUCAGGCAGGCAAUAAAUGGGGGUAUCCAACAGUGAUCUAAUCCUAAACUAGCAUUGACAUCACAAUCGAAGCCAGAGCACGGAGAUUUCCAUCCAAAUGCACAUUGAAAAAUGCGGCCUCUCUCCUCGAUCUAAUGCCAUGACAUUAUCACACUUCCAGCCAAACUCCCUUUUCACACUUUCAUUCCUUGUACAAUAAAACGCUAAAAUGAGUCCUUACAAUUGACCGAGACACCCUAAAGGCUAAUGCCGUGGAUUAUAAACCAGGAUUCAUCCAAAGGAAAGAUCUCUCUUGCAC